CGAGUCGCGGCGGCGGCGGCGAAUUUCUACCACCGAAUAGUUUAGAUUUCUAGCCACUCCCAGAUUUGCCAACACUCUCGUUCUCAUGCUCUUUUGGAUCUGAAAAAACAAGGCGAGGGUUUGAAAGAGAAGGUCUCGAGUUUGAGGGUUCUAGGAUGGAAGAAUCAAUCUCAGAUGAUGAGGAAGUGACACUACUGGAGGAUCUUAAGGAGAAGUUGGAAGAUGGCAUGGAGCAGCCACCAGAUUGGCUCCCAGAUGGCUGGAUCAUGGAGGUCAGACGUGAUGAUAAUGGCGCCCUCUACAAGUAUUUCAUAUCUCCAGUCACGGGGGUCAAGUUCAGGUUGAAGGAACAGGUCUUGGACUACCUUUUCUCCGAGAUGGAGGAACACUACAUCGAAUCUAAUGAUUGUGUUGCUUGUAGCACGCCUCAUGCACACGAAUGGCUUCCGGAUGGAUGGUUGGUAGAGGUCAGAGCAGGGGGAGAAAAGAUGGAGAAGAUGUACAAGUUUUAUCUUUUCUCACCAUUGGAAGUACGAGUAUUUUCUAAAGAGGAUGUACUACUCUAUACUAAGGAAAAGAAAAUAUUCAAAUGUGAUACAGAUGGGCAAUGUGACACAGACUCUCAAGAUAAUAUUCUAGCAACAGUGGAGUUCAACCCACAUGGGCUGCCACAAGGAUGGGUCAAAGAGGUCGUAUACAGAAAAUCCGAGGAAAGAAUAAGGAAAGACUCGUACUUCACGGAUCCUGUUAGCCACAAAGUAUUCAGGUCAUUGAAUUAUGCAACUCACUACAUUAAUACCGGGGAAGUUAAAAAACAUGCACUUGUUCAGAGGGCAAGCGUGCAUGAAGUGUACAAUUUUGAGAAGUCUGCUGAUAUGCAUGAGAUUUUCCGCAAAAAACCGAGAAAGAAUGUGAAGGCUCGCAAAACACUUGAAAGUUCGUUGAAGCCCAGAAGAUCAUCAACAAGGAAGAAGAAAAAUUGCAAUGAACAUACUUCAUAUAGAUGUGUUGCACAUAUUUCUUUCUUUAGGUUCGUGCAUACUGUUACAUGA
Aegilops tauschii subsp. strangulata is the source of this 1052-nucleotide messenger RNA. RefSeq lists its product as uncharacterized. Gene Ontology annotation, molecular function: DNA binding. The record is from RefSeq and is a predicted model, not a curated record. Lineage: Eukaryota; Viridiplantae; Streptophyta; Magnoliopsida; Poales; Poaceae.